Pichia membranifaciens NRRL Y-2026 is the source of this 3285-nucleotide messenger RNA. RefSeq lists its product as hypothetical. Bases 1 to 3285 code for a protein of 1094 amino acids. Lineage: Eukaryota; Fungi; Ascomycota; Pichiomycetes; Pichiales; Pichiaceae. Gene Ontology annotation, molecular function: protein binding; nucleosome binding. The transcript has a single exon. Gene Ontology annotation, biological process: chromatin remodeling; DNA-templated transcription; regulation of DNA-templated transcription. Gene Ontology annotation, cellular component: HIR complex; nucleus. The record is from RefSeq and is a predicted model, not a curated record.
AUGCAUGUGGUGAAGUUUCCCUGGGUGAAACACGCCGAGGGCCCUCGAUCAUUUGAAAUCUACUCCGUCUCGGUUUCUCCUGACGGUUCCAGGCUUGCUACAGGAGGCUUGGAUGGGAAGGUGAAACUAUGGUCAAUUGACACCCUUCAGAAGUACAAGGAGAUGGACAAGAUGAAGGAUGGGAACAGCUCUAGUAGCAAUAUCAUAGAUAAAAGCGAAUGUCGGCCCUUAUGCUCAAUGUCAAGGCACGCAGGUGCCAUCACCUGUAUAAGAUUCUGCCCAAACGGAAGAUUUUUAGCGAGUGGUAGCGAUGACAAGUUGGUUCUCAUUUGGGAAAAGGAUGAAGAGAAAACUCGUAUCAUGGCGAUGCAUCGGAAUGAGAUUGCUAACUCAGGCGACUCGAAUUUUCUCUUUGCUAACGGUGAUGACUCCGGCAUCAACGAUGCUGAUUUGGAACAUUGGACUGUGAGAAAAAGAUUAGUUGCACACGACAACGAUGUUCAAGACAUGGCGUGGGCACCAGAUGGUUCUAUCUUAGUCACCGUUGGUUUGGAUAGAUCAAUCGUAGUGUGGAACGGAAUGACUUUUGAAAAAAUCAAGAGGUUUGACAUCCACCAAAGUCAUGUCAAAGGUGUUGUUUUCGAUCCUGCUGGAAAGUAUUUUGCCACCUGCUCGGAUGAUAGGACGAUGAGAAUCUUCCGGUAUAGGAAAGGUGUUAGUGUCGAAGGUGCAGAUAUGGAAUUCGUUGUGGAAAACAUUAUCCGUGAUCCGUUCGCAAAGUCCCCUUUGACCACAUACUUCCGUAGGUGCUCUUGGAGUCCUGACGGCCUAUACAUAGCUGCACCCAAUGGAACGAACGAAGGUGUCAACGCUAAUGUUGUCAUCAAGCGAGGAAGCUGGGAUAGCGAAUUGAGUCUCAUUGGACACCGACUACCAUGCGAGGUGUGUUCGUUCAGUCCCCGCUUGUACGAUGUGGAAUUUGGUAACAAUAAUAGAAAUGCCGGUCACAGCCAAAGUUCAUCUCGGUCGGAAACAGUCAUUAUCACAGCAGGCCAAGACAGGACUCUAGCAUUAUGGAGUUCAAGUUGUGCAACCCCAUUGUGUGUGGCAACAGAAAUAUCCGCCAAAUCAAUAACAGAUGUUGCUUGGAACCCGGACGGGCUAAACGUGUUUUUAUGUGGGCUUGACGGUGUUGUUUUAUCCUUGUUUUUUGAUGAACGUGAGCUCGGCCAUGUCGUCCCAUGGGAGGAGAACAACCGUGCGUUGAUCAGAUAUGGUAAAGAUCGUGAUAUGUUCUUUCCAGAAAGUGUAGAACAGCUCAAGCUAGAAGAAUUUGCUGAAAAGCGUGGUAUUAUUGGUGAUUCCAAGCCUAUCAAGCCGGACCGUCUACAAUCUCUUAUGGGCGGGAGUAGCCUGGGAGGCAACACUGAACUUAACACUUCCAAUAAUGACGAAAGCAAGAAAGUAAUGAACGUAUUAAUUCCUCGGUCGAAAAAGCACCCUAACAAGAGGAUGCCGGUGCCGACAAUUACACCGAGAUCCACAGUCGCAACCAACAAUAGCAAUACUAAUAAUAUUGAUGUUUCAGCGUCUUCACAAGCAAAAAUGAAUCUUCUUUCGUCAAAGACUCAAAACAUUACCAUUACAAAGUCCGGGAAAAAGCGUGUUGCUCCAACUUUAAUCUCCGUUUCUUCCACAAAUGCAGCUACCUCAGCACCUUCUAAAUCUAACGCAUUUUUGUCCGGAACAACUGCUACUGCUACUGCAGAUGCUAAUACAACUACAUCCAAAAAUUUGAUGGUGGAAAAGAGGUCAAAAUUAAGCAAGAUAAUAUCACUCCCAUACCCUCCUUUACCAAAACACGGAUUAUCUACUUUGACUAGUUCCUUCCGCCCUAAUGUGGCUAAUGAUGAAACGGAACAAGAGAGUCUGGAAAAGACCAUUGACUAUAUUGCAGAAACAGACAACAACAAUUCUAGUUCACUAGACAAACGAGGCAAAUUUAGCUCAUCCAGCAAGAAAUCUUCGUCCAGCAAUACACUGAGCAAAUACACUAAUGGUGGAAGAAAACCUAACCCCAGCGUAUAUGGAGAUUCUUCAGGUGUCUGGAAUAAGCGGAGGAAAGUGGCCUACCCUGAUUGGAUUAAAGACUCUCUUGUGUCUCCUAUAACAAUAUACGGUGAUGCGAGCAUGAGCUCUUACAACGUUUUAGUUGAAAGAAAACAAUUAGCAGAGCCAUUAGUAGGAGAACAAGUUGUUGAAGUGAGAUACGAAAAUGAUCAUGUCUACAAAUAUUUAGAUCAUAAUGAUGAUACGGAGAUGGAGAGUAAUUGGAACGAAUUCGAUGCUGUUUCUCAUAUUUUAGCUAAAACAACCAACUGUGAGUCCGAUUCACUCGAAAAGUGGGAACUUUUUUUGAAUGAGAGAAUCACUUGCAUUGGUGAGUCGUCACUAGAAGGACUAUCAUAUUGGUGUUUUGGUACAGAGAAUGGUAGGUUGUUGCUGGUAUCUACAACUGGGAGACAAUUGUGCGGGUCCAUCGAACUUGGCUCGAACAUUGUUAAGCUUGUGUGCAAUGAAUCAUUUAUUAUGUGUGUUUGCGCAAACGGUUUGAUUUACUCAUGGAAAUUCUUCAAAUGCCACAGUUCUCUGAUUUCGGGUAACUCCAUAGUCGAGGGUGUGAGUUUAGCACCGGUGCUUAAUGCUCACUCGACGACAACAGAAAGCAAGAAGAAAGUAGACAUAAGCGCCAAGAUCACAAAUAUUUACAUGAGGUCAAACGGAUGUCCAAUUAUUGCUAUAAACGAUGAAAAGAGAAACUGUAUAUACUCAUUUGACCCGUUAUUAGAGUCUUGGGUUGAAGUUUUGGACAGUUUGUAUGUUGACUUCCUUCCUGCCUCCAUGUUAGAUCCAGAAAUGAAGCUUCUUGGUGAAAUAGACCAGAUACUGAAGUUCAUGACAAAGCGAUUUGUCAAAAAUAAGAAAUACAAUGAUUCUAGGGACAUCAAAGACGCCAAGGACAUCAACAUUGCCAAUGAUAGCAAAACUUUCAAAGACCUUGAAGUCACUAAAAGCACUAAAGACGACACAGAUACCAAGGAUGUCAAAGAAACUCAAAAGGUCGAAGCCGAUAAGAUCGCCUCGAUGGAAACGUCGAAGGGUCCAGCACUGUUCAUUCGUAGCGAGGCCAAGGAAGAGGCCACACUACAAUCAAUUUAUGAAGAUUGGAAAUCUGUAAAUAAAUGCGUUGCGGAAUGUAUUAAUAGAAAACUAGAAAAGUGUUAA